Molecule: messenger RNA, 2717 nt
Organism: Brassica oleracea var. oleracea
Lineage: Eukaryota; Viridiplantae; Streptophyta; Magnoliopsida; Brassicales; Brassicaceae
Product: putative DEAD-box ATP-dependent RNA helicase 29
Exons: 10
Coding region: 1-2559 (852 amino acids)
Cellular component (GO): nucleus
Molecular function (GO): ATP binding; RNA helicase activity; RNA binding
Source: RefSeq, a predicted model, not a curated record
AUGGUUGAAGGAAAGGGUUUCCUGGUGAGCUCGGUCACUGAGCUUCACCGCAAAGAGAAGCAGAAGAAGAAAGGCAAAUCCGGAGGAUUCGAGUCUCUAAACCUCGGUCCCAAUGUCUACAACGCAAUCAAGAAGAAAGGGUACAAAGUUCCCACGCCGAUCCAGCGGAAGACUAUGCCUUUAAUCCUCUCCGGCGUCGACGUCGUCGCCAUGGCGAGGACGGGUUCAGGAAAAACCGCAGCUUUUCUAAUCCCUAUGCUUGAGAAGCUCAAACAGCAUGUUCCUCAGGGUGGUGUUAGGGCGCUUAUCUUGUCGCCUACUCGUGACUUGGCUGAGCAGACUCUCAAGUUCGCUAAGGAACUUGGGAAGUUUACAGAUCUUCGUGUUACCUUACUGGUCGGUGGUGACAGCAUGCAAGACCAGUUCGAAGAGCUAACAAAGAGCCCCGACGUGAUCAUCGCAACCCCGGGGAGACUUAUGCAUCUCCUAGAAGAGGUGGACGACAUGUCACUCAGAACAGUCGAGUACGUCGUCUUCGACGAGGCAGACAGUCUCUUCGGCAUGGGUUUCGCCGAGCAGCUCCAUCAGAUCCUCGCCAAGCUUGGCGAAAACAGACAGACUCUCCUCUUCAGCGCCACCUUACCAAGCGCACUCGCAGAGUUCGCAAAGGCCGGUCUGCGCGAGCCCCAGCUCGUUAGGUUAGACGUCGAGAACAAGAUCAGCCCUGACUUGAAGCUCUCGUUUCUAACCUUAAGACCCGAAGAGAAGUACGCCGCGCUCAUAUACUUGGUGAGAGAGCAUAUAAGCUCUAACGAACAGACGAUCAUAUUCGUUUCCACAAAGCACCACGUGGAGUUUGUCAACUCGCUGUUUAAGCUGGAGAACAUCGUUCCCUCUGUGUGUUACGGUGAUAUGGACCAAGACGCGCGCAAGAUCCACGUGUCGAGGUUCAGAGCGAGGAAGACAAUGCUGCUGAUCGUCACUGAUAUCGCUGCUAGAGGUAUUGACAUACCGUUGCUUGAUAAUGUUAUCAACUGGGACUUCCCUCCGAGGCCGAAGAUCUUCGUCCAUAGAGUGGGGAGAGCCGCUAGAGCUGGCCGCACAGGCUCUGCGAUAUCCUUCGUCACGCCUGAGGAUAUACCGUAUCUGUUGGAUCUUCAUCUGUUCCUGUCCAAACCCAUCAGGCCCGCGCCUACAGAGGACGAGGUGUUGAAGAACAUGGAGGAGGUGAUGAACAGAACCAGCGAGGCGAUUGAGAGUGGUGUCACUGUGUACGGUCGGUUCCCUCAGAAGACGAUUGAUUUUAUCUUUAACAAGAUUCAAGAGAUGAUUGAUUCGUCUGCGGAGUUGGAUUCUCUUGAGAGAACGUCCAGAAAGGCUUUUCGUUUGUAUACGACGACAAAACCGGCUCCGUCGAAAGAGUCUAUUAGGAGGGCAAAGGCCUUACCUAGAGAAGGGUUGCAUCCAAUGUUUAAAAGUAUAAUUGAAGGUGGAGAGUUGGAGGCAAUGGCGUUUUUUCAGAAGAUUAAAAACUUCAGACCCAAGCAGACCAUACUUGAAGCAGAAGGUGAAAAUGCCAAAGCUAGAAAUGUGAAGGGUUUGCAAUGGGUUGAUGUGAUGAAGAGGAAAAGGGAAGUUCAUGAGGAGAUCAUUAAUAAGAGACAUGAGCAGAGUCAGAAGACUUCUUCCAAUAAUCAUUUAGAAAUGGAAGUUGAUGAACCUAUUACCACUUCUAUUGAGGACAAGAUAGCUGGAAGCAAAGUAAGCGGUAAGAAAAGAACGGCGCAACAAACUUUCAAGGACGAAGAGUUCUAUAUCAGCUCCAUACCUGUUAACCACCAUUCGGAGGCAGGACUAUCUGUGAGGGGUAACGAAGGGUUUGGAUCAAAUAGAUUGGACGCUGCUGUUCUAGAUCUAGUGGCAGAUGAUGGCCAGGGAAUGAAGCAGCAGAAAACUAAUUAUCACUGGGACAAGAAAAGUAAGAAAUUCAUCAAGUUGAACAAUGGAGAUCGUGUAACAGCCAGUGGCAAGAUAAAGACAGAGAGUGGAGCUAAGGUGAGGGCAAACAAAACAGGUGCAAUAUACAAGAAAUGGAAAGAUAGCACACACAAGAAAGCGUUCAGCCGUGAGGAUGGUGAUGGAGACGACACACCAAGCAUGUCAGGUAGAGGUGGGCGACGCGGGAAGAGAUGGUCAGCAUCAAUGCCUAACGCGCAUGUGCGUUCAGAGAUCAAAGAUCUGGAGCAGGUGCGUAAGGAGAGGCAGGAGAAGGCAAACAAACUGUCUUUUCUGCAUAGCAAGAGAGGUGGUGGCAGAGGAGGAGCCAGGGGAGGUCGUGGUGGAGGAAGGGGAAGCGGCAGGGACUUUGAUGGUGGAAGCGGGAGGGAUUUUGCCGGUAGAAGCAGUAGAGGGGGAAGAGGUGGCGGAAGCAGUAGAGGAGGAAGAGGUGGUGGAUUUGGCGGCGGAAGAGGUGGUGGGUCUGGCGGUGGCCGCGGUGGUAGUAGCAGAGGUGGUAAAAGAGGAGGUGGUGGUGGAGGGAAACGUGGGAGAGGGAGAUAGCCGUGAAGACUGUACUGACGAGUUCAGAAGAAUCGUCAAAACUUUUGAGCCUAUGCGAAACUAUAUUUUACUAAAGUGUUAUGUUACUUACAGAACCAUUUUCUACUCAAAUGUUGUGCAACAAAUUUUUACAUUCUUGUUUGAUUUUCUCCAGCUUU